AUGUUCCACCAGCAGCCCUUCGUGGAGCCUCAAAAGGCGACUGGCAGAGCGGCACUGUCGGAGAGCCAAUGGGACGAGUAUAAGCAGAGCUUUGACUUCCCGCGUGCUUCCAGCGCAGACGAGUUCGAGGUGGGCCGGACGGUGACGGUGCACGGCUUCCUAGGGCGGCGGCGGGACAUUUCGGCGCGGGCGAGCUUUGUGGACGUGGUGCGUCCGGGCGAGCCACAGCCGAUCCAGCUGCACUCGACGUGGGAGGCGGAGGGCAACAGCGGCGCCGAGACGACGCACGCGCAGCUGCGUGCAGUGCCGCCGUACAGCGCGGUCUGGGCGACGGGCACGGUGGUGUCUGUGCCCGACAGCCAGGGCAAGGCUGGCGAGAAGGUGCUGGUGCGGCUCGCGGCCAUACAAGUGCUCAGCCGCUUUCCGCGCGACAUUGUGGUGUCCAAGGGCGCCGUCUUUCCAGCAACGGCACGCCACCUGCAGAUGCGCUUCUCGGCGGCGCUACAGCGGCGACUGGCCUUCCGCAGCGACGUGGCCGACCGGCUGCGACAGCUGCUGACGGGUGCGGGCUUCCGCGAGUUCGAGACGCCGCUGCUGUUCAAGUCGACGCCUGAGGGCGCGCGCGAGUUCGUGGUGCCGACACGGCGUCGCGGCUGGGCCUAUGCCCUGCCCCAGAGCCCGCAGCAGUUCAAGCAGAUGCUCAUGGCCUCGGGCGUGGCCGCGUCCUACUUUCAGUUCGCCCGCUGCUUCCGCGACGAGGAUCUCCGUGCCGAUCGUCAGCCCGAGUUCACCCAGCUCGAUCUCGAGAUGGCCUUUGCCACGGGCGAACACGUCAUGCAGACCGUCGAGCAGCUCGUCCGCGACCUCUACUGCCACAUCCAGCAGACGUACGUGUUGGCGCCCGCUGGCAUCGGCAGCGCGGACGAGAGUGGCCUCGUGCCCACGCCGCAUUCCGAGGCCCCUACAUCCGGUGACGCCGUUCCCUACGCGACCCUGCCGGACGAACCGUUUCGGCGCAUCUCGUACUACGAGGCCAUGGCCAAGUACGGGUCGGACAAGCCGGACCUGCGGAUACCAGGAGAGAUCCACCAAAUCGACCACUUUCUGCCAAAGACCUUUACCAGCAUGAUUUCUGACCUGGCCGACCCUGUCGUCGAGGCCGUGCGGCUGCGUCUGGACGGCAGCCCGCGCGCGAACCGCGACUUUGUGCGCCGACUAUUUGACAGCCUGCCGCCGACCCUGGGCCAGAACCCGGACGGCCAGCCGGCCGUGCUGCUGUUUGAUGCGAGCCAGCCACUGAGCGGGCUAGCCGCGCUAGGUCAUGAGGCCGCGGCGACGCUAGGGGUCGAACUGGGCGGUCUGGAGGACGGGGACGUGGUCCUGCUGCAGGCACGCCGACGCGAGCCUUUUAGCGGUGGCUCGACCGCGCUGGGCCAGCUGCGCCUCGAGGCGUGGCGGGCGGCCGUGGCGGGCGGUCUGCUUGAGCCGGAUCACCGCUUCUGCUUCGCCUGGGUCGUCGGCUUCCCCAUGUUUACGCGCGACGUCGACACGGCCUCGGAGCCGGGCCAAGGCGGCCAUGCCGGCUUCUCGGCCACGCAUCAUCCGUUCACGGCGCCGCUCACGACGGCCGACCUCGAUCUGCUCGCUACCGAUCCGCUUCGAGCCCGCGCUGACCACUACGACCUCGUCGUCAACGGCGUCGAACUCGGCGGUGGCAGCCGUCGCAUCCACGUCGCUGCCGUCCAGGAACUCGUUUUGCGCCACGUCCUCCAGAUGGACGACGCCGGCGUCGCCCAGUUCGCUCACCUGCUCGCCGCCCUGCGCGCUGGUUGCCCCCCCCAUGCUGGAAUGGCCCUCGGCUUCGAUCGCCUCGUCGCCCUGCUCGCCGGCACGCCGUCCGUCCGCGACGUCAUCGCCUUCCCAAAGAGUAUGAAGGGCGAGGACCUCGCCGUGCGCAGCCCCACCCGACUGACUGCUGCCCAGCUCGAGACGUACCAUCUGGCGGUGCGGCCGGCCGCAGACAAGGGAAAGGACGCAGAAAAGGGUGCAGAAUAG
Molecule: messenger RNA, 2055 nt
Organism: Grosmannia clavigera kw1407
Lineage: Eukaryota; Fungi; Ascomycota; Sordariomycetes; Ophiostomatales; Ophiostomataceae
Product: aspartyl-tRNA synthetase
Exons: 4
Coding region: 1-2055 (684 amino acids)
Biological process (GO): aspartyl-tRNA aminoacylation
Cellular component (GO): mitochondrion; cytoplasm
Molecular function (GO): ATP binding; aspartate-tRNA ligase activity
Source: RefSeq, a predicted model, not a curated record